Messenger RNA from Arctia plantaginis, 351 nucleotides. NCBI's taxonomy places the organism in Eukaryota, Metazoa, Arthropoda, Insecta, Lepidoptera, Erebidae. The record is from the annotation of a GenBank genome assembly.
AUGGAAGCGAUGGAUAUCCAGGCGGUAGAAUCUAAACUGAGUGAUGUCACUGUGACGGCGAUACCUAUGAGUGGGAAGAAUCCACACAAAGAGCUCAAUCAUGGGAGUAACAGUCAGGCCACUAUAUCAACGGUACCUGCAACAUCACCUUCGUCUAUCGGGAAGGAUAAAGAUAAUGGAAUGUCAAAGUAUGCUCAGUUGCUAGCAGUCAUUGAGGAAAUGGGUAAGGAAGUGAGGCCCAGCUACUCAGGUAGUCGUAGUUCUGCUGAACGCCUCAAACGGGGGAUUAUUCAUGCUCGCAUUCUUGUGAGAGAAUGCCUUAUUGAAACAGAAAGGUCUGCUAGGCAGUAA